CCACAUAUAGAAUCAUGUUGCCAACGACAAGUACAACCACAAUUACCUCAGAUCCGGGCAUUCUCUGUUUUCAUCACUGCAACGUGAAAGUUUUCUGCUUCACUUUGCCGCACACUUGUCCCCAUUGCACUGCGCCAAUGUACGCGGAUGCGGAUGCGGAUACUGACACGGAUGCGAAUGCGAAUACGAAUGCGGAUCCAAAUGCGGAACUAGACAAAGCCGUCGGACCACGCCUCCUGCCCUUCCGCCUGCCAUAUCCUUUUGUGCGCGCCACCCAACAUCCGUGCGCCAUUGUCCUGCGUCCCUCCACCGGCGAUUUUCUCAACGAUUACAACAACGCCACCGAUUUGCAUAUCGCAGUGACCACAUCCGGCGGCGACAUCGUGGAGUUCGAUCGCAUUGGAUUGCGCCGUCACCGGAGGGACGAUAAUCCGGCGGAGUGGAGGCAGUCCCUGCUUGUUGGGGAUGUGCCGGAGCCGUGGCAUGACUUCUGGGACGAGGUGCUGCAGCAGAUUUGCGCCCAAUCGGUGAGAUGGUCCAUCGCCAGCUACGAGGAGGAGACCCACAACUGCUACGCCUUUGUCCUGGCCUUCCUGCAGGCCCUCGGGCACGCCCCCUUAAGCGAGGCGGCCCGCAGCAAGACCGCCUUCUGUGAACAGUGCAUCGUUCCAAGAACAACAACGGCCGGCAAGUACAUUUCGCUGUACCGCAAACUCCGUCGAUCCGGGGUCUACGUCCAUCGCCAGCAUCCCAAGAGCCGGGCAAAGCCGAUCCGAAGGCCCACAUCCUCCUCUGGAUCCUUGGGCUCGACAAAUUCCUAUUCCUCGGAUGUUGCAUCCAAGGGUUACUCUGGCGGCGGUGUGGCAGGCCUCGGUGUUCGGACACGGCCCACCCUCUGCACCAUCGAGGAGUAAUUAAUGCAAAGGUCCUGUGCACCAGCAGGAUUCAUGGUAUUAUGUGCAUAUUGCCAUUGUAUGAAAGGGUAUUCAUGCAACUUUGGCUUGAAUUAUUUUCCUAAAGCAUCAAGCUCCAUAUGAUCUUAAAUUUAAAGUACGUGAUGU
Messenger RNA from Drosophila bipectinata, 1061 nucleotides. Lineage: Eukaryota; Metazoa; Arthropoda; Insecta; Diptera; Drosophilidae. The record is from RefSeq and is a predicted model, not a curated record.